Coniophora puteana RWD-64-598 SS2 is the source of this 1503-nucleotide messenger RNA. RefSeq lists its product as uncharacterized. The record is from RefSeq and is a predicted model, not a curated record. The transcript has 11 exons. Bases 1 to 1503 code for a protein of 500 amino acids. NCBI's taxonomy places the organism in Eukaryota, Fungi, Basidiomycota, Agaricomycetes, Boletales, Coniophoraceae.
AUGGUUUCCAACUUUGCGGACCGUGUCCCAAGUGAUCGAGUGAUCUUCGCAUGCCAGAAUCGGCUGGCUUCAGGCGCGUACUCUCCCAAGUCAGCGUUCACCCUCCCGAAACGCUCGCCCUACAAACACCUGUCCUCGCGCAACUAUCUCGCCUCCCAGAUCACUGUCUGCCAGAACGGCAGCCCGCCCCAGAACGGAUACCUCAUAACGAACAGGCGCCCUCAUCAGCGUGAUGUCAGCCCAAGCAAACGUUGGCGCUGUACGGCCUGCGGCAACCGUUACGCAACCAAGCGAAAUGCCGAGCAGCACAGGUGCACCGACAACCACGAUCAUGAUCAUCGAUUCUUCUGCAUGUCCGAUGGGUGUGGCAAGUCUUAUUGGCACGAGAGGUCAAUCGGCCGUCACUGGGAGACCAGACAUGGUCCUCAAACAGCGACGCAAGAGGGACCCCGCUGGGAGGAUCGGGAGACUGAUGAGGCCAAGGGAACGAGGCGCCGGAGGAUCGAACGUGUCCCGGCGUGCUCGGUUGAGGAAGUCCAGCCAGAACUUCAGCAACCCGGAGACUCUGACAAUGGUCAUACUACGAUUUCCAGCGCCAAUCGAUCUGAUACAGCACACCCUUCGACAUCCAACUAUGGUAACUGCGACCCCAGCGCCCAACUCGGCCACCUGAACCAAGGCGCGUACUGUGCGGGUACCCAGUACCCUGAGUCCGCGCCUUACAUGCCCGGAGCCGGCUCCGACCACGGAUACAUGGUUCAUGGCGCGCCUGAAUCUACUUCCGCCUUUGGAACAACAUCUUACCCCAGCCAUGCUGAUGGCAGCAUGGGUCCUUACCACCCAUCGGGGACGGCCAGCAGCUACCAUGACUCCUCCCCUGAGUCCGCGCCUUACAUGCCCGGAGCCGGCUCCGACCACGGAUACGUGGUUCAUGGCGCGCCCGAAUCUACUUCCGCCUUUGGAUCAACCUCUUACCCCAGCUAUGCUAAUGGCAGCAUGAAUCCUUACCACCCAUCGGGGACGGCCAACAGCUACUAUGACUCCUCCCCUGAGUCCGCGCCUUACAUGCCCGGAGCCGGCUCCGACCACGGAUACGCCCCGCCUGAAUCUACUUCCGCCUCUGAAACAGCAUCUUACCCCAGCUAUGCUAAUGGCAGCAUGGGUCCUUACCACCCAUCGGGGACGGCCAGCAGCUACCAUGACUCCUCCCCUGAGUCCGCGCCUUACAUGCCCGGAGCCGGCUCCGACCACGGAUACGUGGUUCAUGGCGCGCCCGAAUCUACUUCCGCCUUUGGAUCAACCUCUUACCCCAGCGAUGCCAGCGUCGAACCCGUUGGCGGCAUGGCUUUUCCCCAGACAUCGGAGAUGGCCAACAACAACUACCAUGGUUCCUCCUCCGAUGGUCUCGCGCCAACCGUCGCAUACGAGUACAACGCACCCGCCACGGCCGGUUACUAUGAGUACGCUUACACCUCAUCUGACGGAGCUUUUUCCGGUUAUUAG